CGAAGAAAAGGGUGGUUGUCUCCCCAGACAAUGUGCCAACGAUGAAGAAGAUUAAGGUUGAUGCACACGGUGAUGCCUUACACCAUCAGUAUGUAAUGACCAGAUACAAGACAAGAAAACCAAAGAAAAACGAGCUUCUGCCCGACUUCAUUGAAAUAGAUGGCUUCCAUACAUCUCUCGAGAAUUUUCAUGCAUCUCUAAAGCCAAGAGCGGAGAUUGACAAUGAGGUCAUGACCUUAUACCUGAAGACAUUCAACUAUGAUCAGUCAGUGAAGAAGAAGAAGCCAAAAAAAUUUGUUUUCUCAGUGUUGAUGAGUUUGAAACUCAGUGCUGAGCCAGAUGUGUUUGAUCCGAAGGUGUGCGAAAAAGAAUUUAGUGCUUGCUUACAAAAUCACAUUUCAAAAUCUGACCUGCUAUUCUUCAUGGUUGUACACAAAAGGCACUGGGCAGUAGUAGUUGUUAACAUCACCCAAAAGGAGUUCAAUAUCUUUGACUCCAUUAGGAACUCGGAAGACCUUUUUGAGAUGGACAGGAUCACUAAGAAUGUGGUAAUGCUCCUGUUGGAGUUUGGCGCAACAAAUCUUUUCCUUCUUUUUGCUUUUCCACACCGCACACUUAUGCAUUUUGUUUGUCCAUGUUUUAUCGGGUUUGAUCAGGUCGCAAACAUCAAGAGUGUUGCAAUGAGGGAGCCACUUUUUAAGCACAAUCUCGAGUCUUACUCGCUAUUCACCCCACUUGAUUACCCUCAACAAAAAACUUACUAUAACUGUGGCUACUAUAGUAUUUUAUACGUGGAGAAUUGGGAUGGCCUUGUUAUGCUGUCAUUUGGCGAGGAUUACAUCCCAAACCUUCGGAAACGCAUUGCAGCAGAUCUGUUGAGACACCCAAGCAACAAGUUGGACCCUGCGCAUCAGCUGAAGCUGCUUCUUCAGCGUUAGAUGGGUGUUUUCGAGCUUCUGCAACAGGAGGAGUCAUGGCGGCGGUGGCCUAGUACUGCUGACGCGAGUUAUUGUAGCUAGCUAGAGUGUAGUUGGGAGCAUGUUCUUGUCGCCAGCUCGAGUGUAGUUGAGAGCUUGUUCUUCUAGCCAGCUCAACUGAACUUUUUUCACAAUGCAACUCUGAAUGAAGCACAGGAAUGUUUCAGUGUGUGACUGUAUGCAAGGAUUUGUUUUUUGUGAAGCCUAUUCAAGAUUGUUUGUCAGCU
Molecule: messenger RNA, 1204 nt
Organism: Aegilops tauschii subsp. strangulata
Lineage: Eukaryota; Viridiplantae; Streptophyta; Magnoliopsida; Poales; Poaceae
Product: ubiquitin-like-specific protease ESD4
Biological process (GO): proteolysis
Molecular function (GO): cysteine-type peptidase activity
Source: RefSeq, a predicted model, not a curated record